This is a messenger RNA of Penicillium riverlandense, 2037 nucleotides long. RefSeq names its product SET domain protein. The coding region runs from base 1 to 2037 and encodes 678 amino acids. Gene Ontology annotation, biological process: peptidyl-lysine monomethylation. The record is from RefSeq and is a predicted model, not a curated record. Lineage: Eukaryota; Fungi; Ascomycota; Eurotiomycetes; Eurotiales; Aspergillaceae. The transcript has 4 exons. Gene Ontology annotation, molecular function: protein binding; protein-lysine N-methyltransferase activity.
AUGUCAACGUCUCCGUCGGCGGGCUCUUCCCCCUCCCUAGAAGCCCACAACAAGCUCAUAGACUGGGUCCGCAGCCAUGGCGGUUCCAUUUCCGACAGCGUGCAAGUUUCCCAAGACUCCACGCGAGGCGUUCACCUCCAAGUGAAAGCCGACUGGCCGGACCCAAUCCCCAAAGAAACACGGGUAAUAAGCACACCGGUGGGGAUAACGCUAUCCUAUUUUAAUGCCAUCGACCACCAGCACCAAUCCUCCUCCAAUGAAAUAUUGUUUUCCAGCGACGGCUUGGUCUUCCCGCGUGCAUUCAUUGACGCCGUCGGGCGCGAGGAAACCACAAUCUUUUUCCUGAUGGGCCAGUUCCUGCGCGGUGAAAGCAGUUUCUGGUUUCCGUAUCUGCGCACGCUUCCCCAGCCGGGCCAGUUGACUACGCCGCUGUUUUUUGGGGAGGAGGAUGUGGAUUGGAUCCAGGGGACGGGAAUCCCGGAUGCGAGUGUGCAGCGGUUUCGGCUUUGGGAAGGGCGGUUUGAUGCGUCUAUUGCGAAGCUUGAAGAAGUCGAGUUUGAGAAUGUCGAUUCCUAUACUUGGGAGCUCUAUCUCUGGGCUUCGACGAUUAUUAGCUCUCGAGCUUUCUCAUCGAAGGUUCUGGCUGGUGCCGUUCCGGAUGGGAAUCUCUCUGAUGGGGAUGGGGUGUCUGUUCUGCUGCCUCUGGUUGAUCUGCCUAAUCAUCGGCCACUGGCCAAGGUUGAGUGGCGAGCUGGCGAGGAAGACGUUGGGCUAUUGGUUCUAGAAGAGAUUGCUCCAGGACAGGAAAUCUUCAACAAUUACGGGCCCCGGAAUAAUGAGCAAUUGCUGAUGAAUUACGGGUUCUGUCUCGCCAAUAACCCGACCGACUACCGGAUCGUCAAACUGGGAGUGCUGGACAACAGCCCGCUCACGGAAGCCAAAGACCGACAGCGGCAGUUGUACCCCGAGCUGGCUACAACAACCGAAGAGCCGUACUACAUCUUCAGCAUCCUCUACCCGCUCCUCGCCCGCGAUACACCGAUGGAGCACACGAUCGUCUCCCCAGCCCUAUUCAACGCACUCACCGUGAUGGAGGGUAAUCCGCGCGAGCAUGCUAUGAUCGAGAUCACCGAGUCCGAGAUCCGCAUCCCGCCCGCUUACGGAACUGGACACAGUACUCUUGCAGCGUUGAGCCAGAUCAGCUUCGAGCUGAUUGCGCAUAUUGCGUUGUUGAAGGACAGCGCGGAAGGACUCUCAGCGCAACCGGCCAACUUGAACCAGAUGCAUACCCAGAUUUACCGCAAUGGUCAGAUUGCACUCGAUCAAGCCGCCCUCAUCAUCAUCUCGUGGACUCUCACCCGAGCAAGGGAGCAGCAGCGAGGCGAGACCUGGGACGAUAUCAAGACCCUCUUGAACGAGCACAUGGCCCGCAUACCCGCCGACCUCCUGCCCGAGGAAAUCCUAUCGCGCAUCCGGGUCCGCAUCCUCGAGCGCGAGUCCAUCGUGCCCAAGAACGGGGUCCUCUUCCGACUCACCGAGCUGUUUACUCUCCUCCCGACGGAGAUGCAAUGUCCCAGCCAGCAACACUUUAACCACGUCUUCGACCGCGCAGCACAGGUCAUUCCUGUCGUGCGCAGUGUUCCGAACUUGCUUUUCGGGACGCUGCUUUGCUUGCUGGUUGCUACAUACCGCUCACAGGCCCCACUGUCGGCGCGUCUGACUCGAUGGUUGGAGUUUCUUUUCGAGGCAUAUCCCCCGCCAUCCGUGGCUGGUCAUGAUCUUGCUGUGGAUGAAGAGGUGGAUACGCUUCUUGCUGCGUUUGAUGAGUUUGUGAACGUGGAAGACGCCCCACGAUGGGCUGCUGAUGAUGGAGUUACUUGGUUAGUCAAUGAUAGUGGGUGGUUGGAUGUGAACUGGCUGCGGUGGGCGUGGUGGGUUGCUGAAGCAGAGACAGUGCUGGUGCCGCCUGAGCCAUUGCAAAUACUGGGUGGUGGACCAGUGCAGAUGUUGAAACAGGCGUGCUUGUAUGUGCCUUAG